GACACUGACAAAAAUUGACAAAAUGCUCCGUGCUUGUUGCUUGUUUCUAUUUAAAUUCAAAAUACAAAACAAAGAUUUCAGAUAAAAAUAAGGCCAUUUAUUUAUGAAAGUCUUAUUUCAUUAUAAUGUUGUUUAAUUUGUAAAAUAUGUUUACAGUUAUCUAAACUAUCAGCUUUUGAAAAAGCCGGUUUCAAUCAAGUAUUUAUUUUCAUUCAAAAACUAUGUCUGACGCGUGGGAAGAGAUUCAAGCAGUUAAGAGUAAGCGGAACAGUUUGCGGGAGAAGCUUGAAAAGCGAAAGAAAGAACGACAGAACAUUUUGGGCGCGAACUUGGUACCUGAGCGUGGAGAAGGCUCUCCAGGAUCGAAAGACCGGGCUGUGUUGAGUCCAGUCUCCCAGAAAAAUGAAGCCUCGCAAGUGCCAGAGAAGCCGAAGGUGGUCCCAAUAGCAUCCCUUGAAGUGCGUCUACUGCAAGUGCUGUCAGACAUGCAGUUACAGCUGCCUGCGACGGCCAAUGCUUUACUGCCGGGCUUGGGUGAUGUCGAUGCUGGAAUUGUGGCUAAUCUCCUAGAGAAGUUUGCUACACAGAAGCUUAUUACGAUCAGUGAGCGUACAGAGAGUACAACGGAUGGUGAUAUUGAGGUGGUGAGUGCCGAGUCAGUUCGGUUGGCAGCGGUGCUGGCUGCUCUUAUGGAGGAACAGUCUUCUACGGGCAAAAGAAAAGGUGAAACUGUCACAGAAGAAAAUACAAAAGCGAAAGUGACCAAAACGGCGACGGUUGAAAAGAAAGCGCAAAAAGGCACAGACAUUAUGUCCUUAUUAGCAAUGCCUUCAAGCAGGGAGAAGGCCGUCAAGAGGGUAGGAGAGGAAAUCAUGGAUCUACUCAGCAAACCCACAGCCAAGGAAAGGUCACUCGCUGAUAAAUUCAAAAGUCAAGGAGGUGCUCAAGUAAUGGAGUUCUGUCCACACGGCACCCGAGCUGAAUGCGCACGGGCAACCGGCGACAAAGAAGAUUCUCGGAGCGGCUGCAAGAAGUUACAUUUCAAGAAGAUUAUUCAAAGUCAUACGGACGAAUCGCUCGGAGACUGCUCGUUUCUCAACACCUGCUUCCAUAUGGAUAGUUGCAAAUAUGUGCAUUACGAAGUGGACAACACAGAUCCUAACGCUACUGUGAAUAAAAAUCUCACAGAAAAUACAGCCAAAGGUCCAAAUAAUGGCGCAACCACAGUUUCGAAGCCUGCGGACGGCGUGCUGACACUGACCCCGCCGCAAUGGAUACAGUGCGAUUUGCGAUAUUUGGACAUGACAUUUUUAGGCAAGUUCGCAGUAAUAAUGGCGGACCCGCCCUGGGAUAUUCACAUGGAGCUGCCGUACGGAACGAUGUCGGACGACGAGAUGCGGUGUCUUGGAGUGCCGCAGCUUCAAGAUAGCGGUCUCAUCUUCCUCUGGGUGACGGGCAGAGCAAUGGAACUAGGUCGGGAAUGCCUCAAGUUGUGGGGCUACGAGCGAGUGGACGAGUUGAUCUGGGUCAAAACCAACCAACUGCAAAGGAUCAUCAGGACGGGUCGCACCGGCCAUUGGCUCAACCACGGCAAAGAGCAUUGCUUGGUGGGGAUGAAAGGCAACCCGGAGAACUUGAACCGGGGUCUGGACUGUGACGUCAUCGUGGCUGAAGUGCGCGCCACCUCGCAUAAGCCUGACGAGAUAUACGGCAUAAUUGAAAGACUGAGUCCUGGCACGAGGAAAAUAGAAUUGUUCGGCCGACCGCACAACGUGCAGCCGAAUUGGAUAACCCUGGGAAAUCAGGUGGAUGGUGUCCGUCUAGUGGAUCCUGAACUAAUAGCGGCCUUCCAGAAACGGUACCCGGAUGGGAAUUGCAUGGCGCCGCCGGCCCCGGACCCUGGGCUACCAUAGACUAUAGAGUGAAUUGACAGUAAAAUAUGACAUUUGGGACUAAUAUUAUGAAGUUUCAAAAUGAAACAGCCAUGUAUAUACCUACAUGGCUAUUAAAACUUAAAAAAAACUCUUGUUAAAAUGAAAUGUGAAUGUACCUAUCUUAUGUGUUCUCCUGUCAAUACUAUGUUUUGAAGUAAAUUCUUCAUUAGAAAGUGUAAAGAAACUUGUACUCUAGGUACAUUGUUAUAUCUUGGAGAGUUAACUAAUGCUAUAAACAAGAAAUUCAAUUAAUGAUGCAAAAUGUCAGUAUGUGUUAUUAAAACAAUAUCAGUGUAUAAUCAAUGAUAAGUGCAAUCCUAAAUGUUAUAAAUGUGAAUAUUAUGUAAAUAAAACUUUUAUUUUA
Amyelois transitella is the source of this 2298-nucleotide messenger RNA. It is a transcript of the gene Mettl3, whose product is annotated as N6-adenosine-methyltransferase subunit METTL3. NCBI's taxonomy places the organism in Eukaryota, Metazoa, Arthropoda, Insecta, Lepidoptera, Pyralidae. Gene Ontology annotation, molecular function: mRNA (2'-O-methyladenosine-N6-)-methyltransferase activity; mRNA m(6)A methyltransferase activity. Gene Ontology annotation, cellular component: RNA N6-methyladenosine methyltransferase complex; nucleus. The coding region runs from base 222 to 1913 and encodes 563 amino acids. The transcript has 13 exons. The record is from RefSeq and is a predicted model, not a curated record.